AUAACAAUAAAUAUUCAAUUAAAAAUCUAAACUUGAUAGUUUAAAGACAGAUUAAAAACAAUAAUCUAUUAGAUUUUAAUAAAUUAAUUUAUAAAAAUUUCCGGCAAAAUGUUAAUCGUAAUCAAGAAAAUUCCCGGAAAUGAAUCUACAAUUGAGGUUGCGGACAACUCGACGGUCAUCGAUGUCAAGCAAGUGGUGGCCAAACAACUUGAUGUACCCAUUGGUCACCAAAAACUGGUUUUCAAAGGAAAAACAUUAUCAGACAAUGUGCCACUAAAAGAGUAUGACAUCAGCGAAGGCGUCAAAAUUCAUUUGUUUGUCACUGAAUCCAAUCAGUCAUCGGCUGAUGACUCACAGCUAUCGUCAUCUACAACAACAGCGAAGAGUUUAUUUUGGGAUCAAUUGACGCAAGCAUUGCAAAAGUAUUAUACAAAGUCGGACACCGUUAAGAUUGUCGACGAGUUUCGUCGUCAGCUUCAGUCAGAAGUAAAUCAGAUGAGUCUCGACGACAUCGAAAGGUUGGCUAAACAUAAGUUAGUCCAACAAAGACAACAAUCUUAAGACU
Oppia nitens is the source of this 565-nucleotide messenger RNA. Its product is annotated as ubiquitin-like protein 4A. NCBI's taxonomy places the organism in Eukaryota, Metazoa, Arthropoda, Arachnida, Sarcoptiformes, Oppiidae. Gene Ontology annotation, biological process: post-translational protein targeting to endoplasmic reticulum membrane. The transcript has 3 exons. The record is from RefSeq and is a predicted model, not a curated record. Gene Ontology annotation, molecular function: protein binding. Bases 109 to 561 code for a protein of 150 amino acids.